UGUUCAUUUUCAGACAUGAAGUUGAUGAUUUUGCUAGCUGUCUUGGCUGUGGCCUUAGCGCGCCCUGACGAUGGCUUCUAUGACAACAAAUACGACUCCUUUAACGUUAAGGAAGUCAUUGGCAACAUUCGGUUGUUGAAAGCGUACGUCUUAUGCUUCCAAUCAAAAGGAAAAUGUACACCCGAAGGAGCCGAUUUUAAAAGUCGGAUCCCAGAAGCACUUGAGUCUGAAUGCGGCAAGUGCACCGAGAAACAAAAGACGAUGGUCGCCGAAGUUAUCAAGGCCAUCAUGGAGCUGCUGCCAGCAGAGUGGGACGAACUGGUCAAGAUCUACAAAGCCAAGGGACAAAAUCUUGAAGAUAUAACUGCUUUCAUUGACAAAUAUGCCCCCAAAUAAAAUAAGUUGCAAACAUAUGAUAAUUAAA
Papilio machaon (common yellow swallowtail) is the source of this 424-nucleotide messenger RNA. Its product is annotated as allergen Tha p 1. The coding region runs from base 16 to 396 and encodes 126 amino acids. Lineage: Eukaryota; Metazoa; Arthropoda; Insecta; Lepidoptera; Papilionidae. The transcript is spliced from 2 exons. The record is from RefSeq and is a predicted model, not a curated record.